AUGUCGCGGGGGCCGGAGGAGGUGAACCGGCUCACGGAGAGCACCUACCGGGUAAGCUGGCCCGGGGCGGCCCAGGACCCUGGGAGUGCCGGGGUUCGGGGUUCGAGGGCGGGAGUCCUGGGGACAGUGGGGGCGCUGGGGUUCGAGGCCGGGAAGGGGGGAGGCCCCGCCGGCGGCCGGCAGUUCUCACCGGGGGAGACGGUCGGGAUUUUUCACUUUCGGGCGCUGGAGCCGCCCAACAGAUUACACAUUUCACAAGGAAACGUCUGUGGGGAGAGUUGGGGGCGGGGGCGUCUUGUGUCGCCCCUGGGGCGCGUCCUCUUCCCCAGCUUCUCCUUGGGGUCGGUGACCGCGCCGGCGUGGCUGCGGCGAUUAAGCUCUCGGAGAGCAAAGAGCCAAGCUCGAGUUUCCUCUGAGAAUAAUGUUAUGGAACAGUUCAAUCCUGGGCUACGAAAUUUAAUAAACCUAGGAAAAAAUUACGAAAAAGCUGUUAAUGCUAUGAUUCUGGCGGGAAAAGCCUACUACGAUGGAGUGGCCAAGAUCGGUGAGAUUGCCAGCGGGUCCCCUGUGUCGACAGAGCUGGGCCACGUUCUCAUAGAGAUUUCGAGUAUCCAUAAGAAACUCAACCAGAGCCUUGAUGAAAAUUUCAGAAAAUUCCAUAAGGAGAUUAUCCAUGAGCUGGAGAAGAAGACAGAGCUUGAUGUAAAAUAUAUGAACGCGACUCUCAAAAGAUACCAAGCAGAACACAGGAAUAAAUUAGAUUCUUUGGAGAAAUCUCAAGCUGAAUUGAAGAAGAUCAGAAGGAAAAGUCAAGGAGGACGAAAUGCACUCAAAUAUGAACACAAGGAGAUUGAGUAUGUAGAAACCAUCACUUCUCGCCAGAAUGAAAUCCAGAAAUUUAUUGCAGAUGGUUGCAAAGAAGCUCUACUUGAAGAGAAAAGGCGCUUCUGCUUCCUAGUUGACAAACACUGCAGCUUCGCAAAUCACAUUCAUCAGUAUCACUUACAGUCUGCAGAAUUGAUCAAUUCCAAAUUGCCUAAGUGGCAAGAAACAUGUGGUGAUGCCACCAAAGUACCAGAGAAAAUCAUGAAUAUGAUCGAAGAAAUUAAGACCCCAAUCUCCACCCCAAUGUCUGGAACGCCUCUGCCUUCACCCAUGAUCGAGAGAAGCAGCAUGGUUGGGCGAGGUUAUGACACCCUUUCUAAAUAUUCACCGAAGAUCCCCUCGGCUCCUUCAGGCAGAGCGUCAACCAGCCCUUUGAUUGAUAUGUUUAACAACCCAGCCACAGUCGCACAGAAUUCAGCAAGAAAAAAUAAUUCAACAGGUUCUUUAGAUGACCCCAGUUUACAGCGAUCGGUUUCUGUUGCCACCGGACUGAACAGGGUAAAAAAGCAGAAAGUGAAAACCAUCUUUCCGCACACGGCCGGCGCUAACCAGACCUUACUUAGCUUCGCGCAGGGAGAUGUCAUCACGCUGCUCGUCUCCGAGGAGAAGGACGGCUGGCUGUACGGAGAGCACGAGGCCACCAAAGUGAGGGGUUGGUUCCCGUCGUCAUACACAAAGUUGCUGGAGGAAAACGAGGAGGAGACCAUGAGCAUGCCCGGGCCAAGCUCGGUAUCCGUACGGAGCGUGAGCACAAUGAACUUGUCUGAGAAAAGCAGCGUCGUCAUUCCCCCACCGGAUUACUUAGAACGCUCAUCCACGGGGGCGGCUGCAGAAAAGAAAGGAGCUGUUUCCCAAAACGCUUCUACCUUUAAAGCACCAGUGUCCAAACCAGAAACCACGUCUCCUAAUGAUGCAAAUGGGUUUGCAAAGCCUCCUUUUCUCAGCAGAGAAAAUCCCUUUGCUACUGUGAAACUCCGACCAACGGUGACAAACGAUCGCUCAGCACCAGUCAUUCGAUGA
Mesoplodon densirostris (Blainville's beaked whale) is the source of this 1905-nucleotide messenger RNA. It is a transcript of the gene BAIAP2L1, whose product is annotated as BAR/IMD domain containing adaptor protein 2 like 1. The transcript has 15 exons. Gene Ontology annotation, molecular function: protein binding. The record is from RefSeq and is a predicted model, not a curated record. Gene Ontology annotation, biological process: plasma membrane organization; positive regulation of actin filament polymerization; actin crosslink formation. Lineage: Eukaryota; Metazoa; Chordata; Mammalia; Artiodactyla; Ziphiidae. The coding region runs from base 1 to 1905 and encodes 634 amino acids. Gene Ontology annotation, cellular component: nucleoplasm; cytosol.